This is a messenger RNA of Cuscuta campestris, 3656 nucleotides long. The record is from the annotation of a GenBank genome assembly. NCBI's taxonomy places the organism in Eukaryota, Viridiplantae, Streptophyta, Magnoliopsida, Solanales, Convolvulaceae.
CCCACUCACUUGUUUUUGAUGUAUUUAUCCAGUCCAUAUAUUCCUUCAUGCCGUUUGAACGUCCCAAGCUGUUGUCACUGGAUCGACAUCAUUUGGUAGCAGCGUUUCUUUCUUGAGGAAAUGAACUAACCCAUUCCAAUGGAAAUUUGUGGAUGUAGAAGUUUGGGUGGCCUCCCAAUUAAAUGCAUGAGAUAGACAUGGCUUAGCAACAAUAUAUUGUGGUAGGUUUAGCAGCUAGCUUUGCAGGAGUUUUAUAUGGAGAGAAAGAGUAGGGUCCCUUACUCUUAAUUUGGAAGAGACAACUCCUCAUGUGUUUUCAUUUUCUUUGGGAAAGGACGCAAGCAAGGCAAUGACUUCCUUCACAUUUCUUUAUUAUGUUGUGGUAAUAACUUUGUAAAUUUAUCACACCCUUUCACAACUCAAAGCUAUUUCAAAAGUGUUUUUCAUAUGUAAAUUUCUAAACCUGUGUAAAAGAUUUUAUACAAGUACACCAAAAUUGAUACGGAAGAAAUGGGGAAAGUGAAUCCGAUCGUGAGCGAGAAAUCAGGGAUGAGGGCAUUGUUGUCCUUUGUUGAGAGAGCUCAGUGUUUAAACAAGGCUAAGGGGUUUGGGGUGUUUGGGGAAGCAGUAGCAGGGGAUAUAGAAUUUGAGGGUCCAAUGCACUCUAAUGAAAAGAUUCCUACACUUGCUUCUAAAGACACCCCGGUCUUAGAGCAAAAUUUGAAGAAUCUUAAGCUAAGCCCUAAUAUAAACAACUUGAAAAAGGAGAACAUUGCUCAGCCAGAGUCUCCUUCAUCAUACAAUACUCAAUACCCCCAGCUUCCAAGAGUGUGCCUAUCCCCCUUUGCUGCUGAGUUCAUCCCCAUUAAGCCCAACUCUUAUGCAGCUCUAUUUGAUCAAAAAAUUGACCCAAAAGAUGGCAGGCCACACAAGGAAAAUGAAUUUUCCAAGAUUGAUGAUGGGAACAUGGUACUUAGUAACAAUGCACUAGAGGACAUCUGGGAAGAAAGAGAGGGGCCUAUUUUAUAUACGCAUUCCGAGGGAGAAGACAAGAUCUUCAAUGACAACACUCUCAAACCUCUUCAAAUUGGUUACUCAAGGAUGUUCAAGACACCUUUCGAUUUGGGGAGAGAAUUCAAGGGUAGGCACAUCUACUGGCCUUCUCAAAUAGUAACACAAAGGGUUGCCCUCCAGGACUGGGCAAGGGUUUGGGCUGCAUUAGGGCAGACAUGGGUUCUCAAACUUGAUGGUUUCUUCCAGAUUCUCGCUAUCCUACGUAGUCCUGCACUUACCUUGAAGGAGAAGGUAUUGUUGAAUUUUGAGAUUUGUGAUUAUUUUUGGACCCUCUAUGAUGUUUAUAAAGUGUUCCAAAACUUCCUUGGCAGCCGGGCAGUGAAGAAAGCAGUGAUCCGGCGAGUCUUCGUUCCUUUUACACAGAAGGCAAAUGGAAGGAAGGAAGGACUUUCAGUAGCCUUGGAUCUUAGUAUUGAUUUUGCUAAGGAAGGUAAAGAGAGAGAUUGGCCUGUAAUCUUCAAAGGAAGCUGCAUCUUCCUUUUUGGGGAUGAGGGACAGCCAGGGCUAUCCUCGGAGGACAAGAGAAAAUUGUCCAUGAACGCGAAGGCGAUGAACAUCCUUCAUUGCUCCCUUGGACCCGAUGAGUUUGCACGUGUGUGCUCGUGCAAAACGGCCAAGGAGGUAUGGGAUUUGCUUCAAGCCACGCAUGAAGGCGACAACUCCACGAAGCAAACCAUGUUGGCCCUCGGAAACUCGGAGUACGAAAGUUUCAAAAUUGGCCAACACGAGUCAAUCCAAGAUGCCAAUAGAAGGUUCAAUGAAAUAAUCAACAAGUUGGGUAAGUUGGGUAAGGAAUAUUCUACAAGUGAACUAAAUACUAAAAUUUUACUUUCUUUGCCAAAAGAAUGGCAUAGUAGUAUUGUAGAUCUUUUACCCAAAUGUGCAACGGAAAGCACCGCCCACAUUUGGUCUUCUUUGUAUUCUCACGAGCUUUUGAUGAUUAAGAUGAAAGAAGAAUAUCUGAUAGAAGACCCAAAACGAACCAAUGCGUUCAAGGCAUCCAAGGAUGAGUCUAGUGAUGACUCAAGUGACUCAAAUGAUGAGUCAAGUGAGACGGAUGAAACAUCCGAGGACUCUAAUUCGUCAAGUGAUGAAGAAGACGAAGAAAGAGUAAUGAGGAAGAAAUACAAUAGCUUUCUCCAAUGGAAAUUUUUUGAAGACUCAAGACGGAGAAAAUCAAAAGAGAAAGAAUCUGCCACAUAUGGUUUCCCACUAGGGUUUAGAUCUAGCAAAUACUCCAUCGGUGCUUUCAUCCUAGGACUUUGUCUUGGCUCCUCCUUCGCAAUAUCUCUGCUCGCCGGAAAUCAGGGCUAGGGUUUCGCCGCUCCUGAUUUCUGGGUCCCAAAUUGGAACAAGGUUAGAGACACCACGGAGACCUGGAACUGGCAAGUCACGACAGUGGACAGAGGACGACCAUUAGUGGAGAGCAGCUAGGAACGACUUCUGGACAACGGUACCUGGAGUAUAGCAAUCAUAUUUGAGGAGCCAUUUCAAAAGAAGGCAAAGAGGGGGAAGUCAUUGUUGACCUUUCAUCAUCUGACUAUUCAAGGACGGAAUUGAUGUAACUCAUGGAAGGUAUUGCCCAAGAAAGUGAGGGAUGAUGAAAGCCUAAUGGUGAAAAUGUAUGGCUUGAAUAAUCCAUAUCUUCAUUAAUGACGGUGAUUGAAUGAAGCUUCUAUGAUGAAGAGGUUUCAACCAGAAGUUGUAGUUACAGUGCUUUGAAUGGAGUGAUACAUCAAUCAAAAUUGUUACUCCAAUCCUCCAUCCAUCGCUGCUCCACCCUUUCUCUUUUAGGUUCUGUGCUUGGAAAGCUUCUCAUAAUUCAUUAUGCCCAUGUCUUCAUAGCAUUUCAUUAUGCCCAUGUUUUUUGUUUGGUGGAGAUGAGUUUGACCACCAAAAAAUUGAUUUGGACGGGAUGGUGAGAGAGUUUUUGGAAAAUGGAAUCAUCUGUAUUACUCCCAAAGUAGCAUCGGCAACAAGUGAUUUAAGAGAACGCAAAGCAGGUAGCUUUCCUACCUUGGCAUAAAUGGAUUUCGCUGGCUAAGGACGACAGGUUUUCAAACGGUCAGACAGAGGGAGCUUUUUUCGCUGGAAUAUGAACCCGAUCCGGACUACCAAGCAUUAAUUAGUUGGUACUUGACUCCAUUACAUGAUUAUCAAGAAGGGAGAUAAAAUAAGUUCCAUUCUUUGGUAAAAUUGAAGGGGAUUAUGGUUGCUAGAUAUCUAGAUGAUGGUUGAGGAUGGUGACUCGAUAACUACCUUUGCAGUGGCAGUCUCCAGUGUGAUGCAAGGAGUACAGAGGACUACGGUGGAUCAGGGUGCUGAAAAUCGAAGAUGGGAAGAAGCACGAUUGUUUUGUCUCCAAUCGUUUCAAGCCAACUUUCUUUUUUUGAUCGAUUUUACUCCUGCAUAUACUCACGGGAGUGUUAAUAUUAGUCAUUAUAUUAUGUAGUGAUUGUGCAUAAGCUUUGAGGCCAGCUUUAAGCAUUUAGGCAUUAGGCUUUACCGUGUUUAAUAAUACUACAACAAUGUGGAGGAUUUCUCAAAUACGGAGUAGUUUUUUUCAAAACUAUGGGAUAAUC